AUGAGCCCAUCCCAGGAGCGUAACACACACCAGACAGCCGACACUUGUAACCUUCACACUGCUACAGGUACAGCCAAUUAUUAUAUUAGUUUACCUCACAGAUAUCAGCGAGACAGUACGAUAAAACUCUGGGGAACAGUCAAAACAGAUGGUGUUGAGAUCUUAAUCCUAAAACAUAUUCACGAUACUAUCCAAGAAUCAACUUAUAGGAGGGCUACUAUCGCUAACACAGAGGACACAUUCAUCAUAGGUGCUUUCUCAUCAGAGCAGCAAGAAAUAAUCAGUGACCAUUUUAUCUUUGUCGACUCCGGAAGAUACUUGUCAUACUGCAUGUGUGAAGACUUUACUGUGGCCGGGCCAAGAGGCUAUUGGUACACAUCCAGUCAACAAAGAGUUGAGCCUAAACGUGGCAAGUUCUUUUAG
Phycomyces blakesleeanus NRRL 1555(-) is the source of this 423-nucleotide messenger RNA. RefSeq lists its product as hypothetical. The coding region runs from base 1 to 423 and encodes 140 amino acids. The record is from RefSeq and is a predicted model, not a curated record. NCBI's taxonomy places the organism in Eukaryota, Fungi, Mucoromycota, Mucoromycetes, Mucorales, Phycomycetaceae. The transcript is spliced from 2 exons.